This is a messenger RNA of Plasmodium inui San Antonio 1, 1707 nucleotides long. RefSeq names its product serine/threonine protein kinase. NCBI's taxonomy places the organism in Eukaryota, Apicomplexa, Aconoidasida, Haemosporida, Plasmodiidae. The coding region runs from base 1 to 1707 and encodes 568 amino acids. Gene Ontology annotation, cellular component: nucleus; cytoplasm. Gene Ontology annotation, biological process: mitotic DNA damage checkpoint signaling; protein phosphorylation. Gene Ontology annotation, molecular function: protein serine/threonine kinase activity; ATP binding. The transcript has a single exon. The record is from RefSeq and is a predicted model, not a curated record.
AUGAGCGUCUACCUGAAGAGGGGCACCUCCCGACAACACCUCUCAGACGCCCCCUUAGAAUUUUUCAAAAGGGAAACGAAAAAUGGCGAAAGAGGAAAAAAUGCCUCCCUCAGUGAUGCGCACCAUCAGGGGAGCACACACCCCGCUAUUAAAGGAAAAAGAAACAGUCUUCCUUUUUUUGCAAAAUCAAAUGGGGAAGUGAUUCAAAUGGGAAGGGACAAAAUGAGCGGGCGAGCAUGCGCCCCGGCAAAGGGGAUGACAGAAAAAGGAAAAACAAAAUUUAGGGGCAAGGGCCAAAAGAAGGCGGCCUCCGCGAAUGCCUGUCUGGAGGGGAAAAUAUUCACCAUCGCUAGUUACGACUUUGUAGAGGUCAUUAGAAAGGCGCGGCGGGCCCAGGUGCGCGCUGAGGCCAGCUCCGAAGUGAUUUCCGAGACAGUGGCCUCCGAGGUGAUUUUGCAGACAGUGAGCCGAUCUGCCCAUGUCAGUUCAGGGGACACACUCCCCAGGAGCUGCCCCGUCGAGCGGGAAAUGUCCCUGCUGCUGCACCAAAUCGAAGGGGAAAAAAUGUCGACGGAAAAUCCCAUUGGGAAAGUAACAAAGUGGGAAGUAACCAUGUGCUUGAAGAAGCACAAGAAAAUAAAUAUCGCCUUCGUGGAGAGACACAAGAGGAAAAAUGGGAAAACAAGUUGGGCGAGAAAAGUGAAAAAAAUCUACUUGUCCCCAAAGGAAAGCACCUUCAGUCCCCUUAUGGAUAAAUACGUUCUCUACGAGGACGUGGUGAAAUUAGAAAGGCACCUCACUCGUCACUUGGCUCACAAGAACAUCGUAGUGAUGGAGUGUUGCUUUUGCCUUAAUGAUGAAAUUGUUAGUGUAUAUCCCUUCGGGGGGGUAUCCUUGAUGAGGUGGAAUAAGCGUGAGAAUCUCUUUCAGCUUCAGGGCAUGGAGGAGCAGAGGGGGAGGAGUCGUUGUGGGACCUUCCAUCGAUCAGCGGGCAGAAUGCCCCUGGACACCCCGUGCGGCCAGCACCCCCAUGAAGCACUACACGGAAUGAUCAAAGCGAAGAGAAUAAAGCGCACUUACGUCUACCCAGAGUACCUCCUCGCAGAAAUCCUACGGCAGCUCCUGACGGUGUGCCAAUAUCUGGACGAACAACAGAUCUUCCACAGUGACAUAAAACCAUCAAACAUUGUUGUAAAAAAUGUAAAAAAAAAAAAUAUGAACAAAAUAUAUUUCUGCAGAAGGGAUAAAAAAUGGUACUUGGAAAAAAGGGGCACAACGUUAAAAAGACGAAUUUUCGUCAAACUGAUUGAUUUUGAGCAUGCACAGAAAACAUUCCAAGGGAAAGUCAAUGUAGGUGGCACAACGUCCCUAUUUAAACCACUGGAGGAUUUUCAAAUGGGAAGAAUCAAUGCUUCGCCGAAGAUUGUAUGGACACUGGGAAUCACUCUUUUUAUUUUAUCCACGGGUGAACACCCCUUCAGUCGAAUUAACAAAGAUAUGCACAUUUGGUAUGUGUUGCAACACAAAGGGUUUGACGUGUGUAGGCGGUUCCGCAGGUACCCCUUCAUGUCGAGCUCCCUCAUGGACCUUCUCGCGCGCAUGCUACAGGUGGACUUCUCUCGCAGGGCGACUUUCCCCGAGUUGUUUCUCCACCCCUUCGUCCUCUUCGGCGAGGCGGUGAGGCGGAGCGGAGAGGAGCGCCCAUAA